AUGUCGUCCUCCACCGUCCUCACCGUCUUCGCGGCCCUCGUCGCCUCGGCCAACGGCCUUCUCUGGCUCCAGUGGGGAGGUGACGCCAACGCUCGUGCCUACGAAUGAGCACCUUUUCGACUUCUGAAUAAAGCUUUCUUAUCCAAAAUAUGUUAUUCUUCUCAUCGAAAAGAAUAUAACUGACGUCAAAAAAAUGCACUUUUUUCUUACAAAAUUUAUGGAGAUUGAAUAAUUUAAAAAAAUAUAGUCGCUAGAAGAAAUUGAUAGUUUUCCAGGCCACGAGCCUUUUUUAGUGUGAAUCGGAGCCGAUACUGAGUUAUGUACCUUCGAAAACGUUUCUGAACAGUGGUAGCGGUUUUCAAAUAUUAUUAUUGAAUUUUUUUCUCGAAAUGCUCGGAAGCUAAUAGUUUGAAACAGAGCGGGUGAAUUUUCACGGCUUGUCAAUUGCCCACUUGCAGACACUCUUCUGCAAAAAUUAAAAAUUUUGAAAUUGUUCCAGUGAAAGAUGUGCGUAAGCUUCCUACAACUCAUAUAGGGCAAUCAGAACAAUUUGAAAAUCAAAAAAAAAAAAAUAAUAUAAAGCCGAACUUCCAACUUUUCAGCUGCUUUUUAAAAUAAAAGCCUUUGCUCCGCUUCUAUUAUUCCGACUGAAUCGAAAGGGAAAGAAUUGAAGCUGACUUAUAAAUGUUUUUUUUUUCGAAUCUUUUGACUUCCUGAAUGGACCUUUUUUUGGCAAGAAAAUAGUACACAACUUGUCGCUGAGGAGCGUGUUAUCAGCGCUAUUUUUCCUUGAUGAUUCGGCGUUUUGUUAUUUGUUUCUUCGUUUUUUAUGCAUUUUCUUUGAUGAACAAUUUUUGGAUAAAAGAGCUUUAUUCAGAAGUUGAAGGUAGUGCUCAUUCGUAGGCGCGAGCGUUGGCGUCACCUCCCCACUGGAGCCAGAGAAGGCCGUUGGCCGAGGCGACGAGGGCCGCGAAGACGGUGAGGACGGUGGAGGACGACAUCUUCCGAUGGAUUCUGGAGGGGAAGAUGGAAUCUUUAAUAGGAAGGAUCUAGGAAGUUCUCAAGGAACAGUUAAAUUGAAGAAUGGGAACGGACUAGAAGUUCAUGGAAGCUUCUCAGGACUUGAUAAAGUUCCCAUCCUUCAAUUAAACUCCUUUCACUAAACCGUCCAGAUCCUUCCUAUAAAAGGGCCUCCUCCUCUUCAGAAUCCAUCGGAAGAUGUCGUCCUCCACCGUCCUCACCGUCUUCGCGGCCCUCGUCGCCUCGGCCAACGGCCUUCUCUGGCUCCAGUGGGGAGGUGACGCCAACGCUCGUGCCUACGAAUGA
This is a messenger RNA of Caenorhabditis auriculariae, 1326 nucleotides long. NCBI's taxonomy places the organism in Eukaryota, Metazoa, Nematoda, Chromadorea, Rhabditida, Rhabditidae. The record is from the annotation of a GenBank genome assembly.